CGGGGAGGCACCAAUGGCUUCCCAUUGGUGGUAUGCUGCAGUUCUCGCGACGAGCUCGACGGCGUCUGUUCUGCUCUCUCUAACUUGACUUACAUUUCGUUAGCCGCCCUGUAUAGUGAUCUGGCUGAAGCAGAAAGAACACUAGUUUUAGAAAAGUUUCGACAAGCAACUAUAAGCUGGAGCCAAAAUCAGAAGGACACUGUUCAGGCAGGGGAUAAAAAGGAAAUUGACAAAGAUGAGCAGAAAUCUCAUAUGAUUGUUGUAACAGAUGCUUGUCUUCCACUGCUUUCUUCAGGAGAAUCUCCAAUUUCUGCUCGUAUUCUCAUAAACUAUGAGUUACCGACAAAAAAGGAAACAUACUUGAGACGCAUGGCAGCAUGUUUGGCGUCAGAUGGAAUUGUCAUAAAUAUGGUUGUUGGGGGCGAAGUGGUGACUCUCAAGAGUAUUGAAGAAACUAGCAGCAUCAUCAUAGCUGAGAUGCCUAUAAAUAUAGCUGAGAUCUUGUGAUGCAAUGUGGUGGUCUGAAUGCUAAAAUGAUGGACUAAAGUCGCCAUAGAGUUUCUACAGUUCUUGCACAUAACUAUGAUUCUGCAAGUGCCUGCUGCUAUACUGAAUUGAUCUUCCAAGUCUUCUAGUUACUUGAUUUUCAUUUUUCUAUACCUCUGGCUUUACAAUAUAAAUUACACCAUAUUGAAAAUUUGGGAAGGGGCCAGGAGUAGAUGAAUAUGUAUUUUGUAGCCUGCUGAUGACUAAAAAGAAUAUAUGGUUGUGAGGACUUCUGUAGUUUCAAGUUGGUAAGUUUGGCUCGGUUCUUAUAUUCUUUUAGCUCUCAUUUCUUGCUAUAAGCAGAAUUAAUCCCAGUUUUUGUGCGGAAAA
Molecule: messenger RNA, 876 nt
Organism: Carica papaya (papaya)
Lineage: Eukaryota; Viridiplantae; Streptophyta; Magnoliopsida; Brassicales; Caricaceae
Source: RefSeq, a predicted model, not a curated record